AUGUUGUUGCAUAGAAAUAUAUAUAAGAAUUAUUGUUUAUUACAAAUAAGUUACAGGAAUAUAAAAUGUGAUAUUAAUAUAAUAACAUACAUUUAGUUCAAAUAAAACUAUUUUAGUGCAUUUAAAAUUUUUUUUACUACAGUUUUGUAUUAUUAUUUGAGAAUAUGACGACGAAAUUCUUUAUUGUUUACUGUGUGAUUGGAUUUUUAUUUGUCAUGUGUGUUUUUGGAUUAAAGAAGGAUAAAUUUUACUGUGAAAUGGCUUCACCGUGUAUUUGUGUUAGUGCAAACAAUGAUAAAGUUGAUUUAUCUAAUAUAACUGUACCAUUAAAUUUAACAAAUAAUGUAACAUUAAUUUACCAACCAUGUCCAGAUGAAGAGCAAAAUCCUAAUAUUUAUGCUGUAAGUAUUGAAAAUUCUACAUCAAAUGAGACAUUACAACUUGCUCCUUACAUGGAUAGUAGUUUUGUGAUUGGUGAUUUUAUAUCUUUGAUUUAUAAGAAUAGUAGUUCUAAUGUGUUUCAGGUGAAUUUAUCAUGCAAUGAAUCAGCAACAAAUGGAAAUGAAUAUCUCACUGAUUUUAAAAAUUAUACAAAUAACUAUAUUAUAACAUUAAAGACAAGUGAAGUAUGUGGAUUAAAUUUAAUUGAUGCAAUUGAGAAUGAUUCAACAAGUUCUUUAUCAAUAUUUUUUUCUCUCUUAUUGUUUAUUGUUUUUGUAUAUUUAAUUGGUGGAUCUGUAAUCAAUGCUUGUUUAUUAAAUAAGACAGGAGUGAAUAUAAUCCCACAUCAUGAAUUUUGGUCUUCAAUAUACAACAAUUUAAAAGAAAAAAUGUGUGGUUCUGCAAUGAUGGCAUCUGCUUACGAAAGCAUAUAAUCAUAUGAAAUCAAAUGACAUUUAAUAUUAUUGUUUGAAAUCUGUAAAUUAAAUAUUUAAGUUUUGAUUAAAACUUGAAGUUAAUAUAAUU
Molecule: messenger RNA, 966 nt
Organism: Daktulosphaira vitifoliae (grape phylloxera)
Lineage: Eukaryota; Metazoa; Arthropoda; Insecta; Hemiptera; Phylloxeridae
Exons: 5
Coding region: 165-875 (236 amino acids)
Cellular component (GO): trans-Golgi network
Source: RefSeq, a predicted model, not a curated record